Saccostrea cuccullata (small rock oyster) is the source of this 1588-nucleotide messenger RNA. RefSeq lists its product as uncharacterized. The transcript has 3 exons. Bases 90 to 1427 code for a protein of 445 amino acids. NCBI's taxonomy places the organism in Eukaryota, Metazoa, Mollusca, Bivalvia, Ostreida, Ostreidae. The record is from RefSeq and is a predicted model, not a curated record.
AACGAUUACGUGUGUGUCACUGUGUGCGAGGGGGAAACUCAGGAAGAUUAGCGGUAUAUUCUGUCCUCUAAUCCUUUGACAGUGUGAUUAUGUCAAAAAUUCGAGGACAUUCUUUGUCUAUUUUAGUGUCUAUUCUGGUGACACUGUUUACCCUAGUACUUUCGGAGUUAAAAUUGAACACUAUUUCUAAGAGAAGUGCUCCUGAAUACAAGUCAUGGUGGGCCAAGGAAAUAACGCCCGAUAUAUAUGUGGCAGGGCGACUCUCAGAAAGGGAAAUCAAGUACGCCGCAGAGGCUGGAUUUAAAAGUAUCCUCUCAUUGUUUCCAUAUGCUGAUGACGAGGGGUAUAAUUUCGGAGGAGAAUAUUUGCCCACUACCAAAGAAGCUAAACAGAUUGCUGAACUCGCUGGUCUUAAGUAUACCACUGCAUUAGGUCCAUAUGAUGACUGGGCACAGUUUGAAUCAGUCCAAAAAGUGGGCAGCAUCUUGUCAAAUUUACCUCGGCCAGUAUUGGCGCAUUGUGAUCGGGGAUACACAAUAUCUUUUGAUGUUAUUAUGUACCUGGUCAACCGAACAAUACAGGAUUCCAAAUUUACACCAAAAGUUGAUGCCAAGAAAUUUUUUGACAUGACAAAAGUUUUAGGCAUGGAUUUCAACAUGGACUGCGUCAAAGACACUUUGGCAACCAUUACAGGAGAAAAAGUUAAAAAUGAAUACGUCCCGGAGAUUGAGAAUGAACCAGAGGAGUGGUAUGACUAUUGGCAUGCUGCCCCUGUCUACAAGAACUGGUACACGGCAGGACAGAUACUGACCAGUCAUCUGAGCAUGAUCAAACAGACCGGCUUUAAAUCUGUCGUCAAUCUCCGUACAUCCAUAGAGACGGUCACCCUUCUCAAUGUUAAAGACAUUCCAUGUAAACCAGUAAAAAACUCUGAUCUAGAAUUGCGACAGACUAUCAAUUCACUGAAAGAAAAUGUCUUAGACAAGAACAAACCCAACACCUACAUCUCCCCUGAAUCUCCUUACAACUUUGCCACCAGAAACCCAGCCGAAUUCGGAGACGAUACAGGAUACAAUGAGAACCUAGAGAAAGAGGCAUUCCAAAAACUGAACUUUCCUUACUAUCACAUGCCAUUAGAUACUAACAUUCCAUUUACGGUUGAAUGGUUUGAGAUGUACAAAGACCAACUGUUAGAGGCAGGGAAGAAAGGACCUGUUCUGGUACACUGCUGUAAGGCCCUUAGAGCAGGUUACGUGGCCGUUUUGGCAGCAGCUUUACAACACAACAAAGAUCUGAACUGGGCGCUACAAAGAGUCGCAGAGCUUGGUCUGGAGGUGGGACCUAAUAACAGGAAAGAUGUCUAUUAUACCUACAAGGCGGUCUUAGACCCAGAGAAUAUCAACGUGACAGGCAGAGAGGAUCUGUAGACACAAAUACGUAUGAACCACUGCGUUAGGAUAAUCUAAAAUAUCGAUUAAACACAUAAUACAUGUGCCAUAUUUUUUACCAUAAUGGUAAUGAUUAUCUAUUGAAAAUAUUGUUCAUGUUGUACCAUGAUUGAUCAUUACCUGGGAUCUUUUAAAAAGAU